Zea mays is the source of this 639-nucleotide messenger RNA. RefSeq lists its product as uncharacterized. The transcript has 6 exons. The record is from RefSeq and is a predicted model, not a curated record. NCBI's taxonomy places the organism in Eukaryota, Viridiplantae, Streptophyta, Magnoliopsida, Poales, Poaceae. The coding region runs from base 1 to 639 and encodes 212 amino acids.
AUGGAAGGUGAGGCAGAUCGAGGGGAGUGGCUCGUGGCAGUCGCCUCGACGGCGUCCUCGCCGUCCACCGCGGUGUCGUCCAAGCACGGCGGCGGCGGCUACAGGAUCGUGGGCGGGCCCAACGGCAAUGUCGUCGCGCCCGCCACCAAGUCCACCAUCGUCGAGACCACCGUCAAGAGGGUUAUCUUCGAUUUCUGGUUCCUGGCGCUCCUCGUCGUCGCGGGGUCAUUCGUCGGCUCCCUACUGUGCUUCCUCAAUGGUUGUGUCUUCAUCAAAGAGGCAUACCGGGUUUACUGGUCGAGCAGCGGCAAGGGCAGGAGGCAUUGUCGCUCUAGAACAUUGUUGCUGCUUUGCGUUGACGUACACUGUUGCAUUGCACAAUCUUUUGCAGAUGUGUAUCUUGCUGGAACGGUCAUGUUGAUAUUUGGGAUGGGUCUCUACAGUCUCUUCGUCAGCAACGCUUCCGCGGAUGUUCGUUCUGAAUACAAACGUGCCCUGAGCGGAUCGUCGCUGUUCGGGAUGUUCGCUUUGAAGAGUAAAUAUGAACGGUCGUGUCACGACCAUCCAACAGUUUAUGAACUAUACUCAACAAGUCUUGGUGGUGUUCCUAAUGUAAAUGGGGACUCAAUGACAACAUGA